Messenger RNA from Paramecium sonneborni, 261 nucleotides. The record is from the annotation of a GenBank genome assembly. NCBI's taxonomy places the organism in Eukaryota, Ciliophora, Oligohymenophorea, Peniculida, Parameciidae.
AUGAACAUGACCUUUUACAAAUAAUGCUUUUAAACUUUAUAAGGACUUUAUGAAUUAAAACUAAUAUCUAAAGAUGAAAAGCUACUUUUAAAAGGUUAAAUUCUCAAACUUGAAAUUCCUUCUGAUGAUGGUACUUCAGUCGAAGAUCUAUCAAAAUAUUUUCUUUCUCUUUUGAAAUAAAAAAAAAGACACUUUAUCAACGUUCAAACCAAAUUACACUUGGAUAUGAUCGAUGAGGAAACAGAUGAAGAGUAACUUUGA